Messenger RNA from Aspergillus campestris IBT 28561, 942 nucleotides. RefSeq names its product cut8/STS1 family protein. Gene Ontology annotation, biological process: nuclear protein quality control by the ubiquitin-proteasome system; proteasome localization. The transcript has 2 exons. Bases 1 to 942 code for a protein of 313 amino acids. The record is from RefSeq and is a predicted model, not a curated record. Gene Ontology annotation, cellular component: nucleus. Lineage: Eukaryota; Fungi; Ascomycota; Eurotiomycetes; Eurotiales; Aspergillaceae.
AUGAACAGCCUGGUGGCCACACCUCCCAUGCCUCCUCACUUUUAUGAGCACUCUCGUCUCUCCCCUUCUCGCUCAAUGUCGACCCCCAGUCAUACCCCGACCUCUCGAAAACGGAAAGCCGAUGAUGAUGGCAACGACCACGAUGGACGCAUGUCGGCCUCUCCCACCAACUCUCCGGCCUUUACACCUCGUUCCCUCCCCGUCGCUCGCAAUGUAAAGCGAGCCCGACCGAACGUCUCGGGUCGUCCGCUGUCGCUCCCUCGCCUCCUCGAGACUCUAGACACUGAUGCCCUCCGAGGUGUCCUUCGCUCCAUGUGUGAACGUCACCCGGCUCUGGCGGAUGAGCUCGUCCACACCGCUCCCCGUCCCAACGUCAGUUCGGCUCUGCAGGUCCUGCGAAACUACCAGUCCCAGCUCCAAUCCUCCUUCCCGCUGGGCAGCAACUCCCAAUCCGAUUAUGCCUACAACCGAGUCCGACAGCCUCUUGGGGAACUUUUGGACGCCUUGAGUGACUUCACCCCCCACUUUUUGCCGCCCCACGAGACUCAGCCGUCGGUCUCGUUGAACUAUCUGGAAGGGGCCACGGACAUCAUCUACGCCUUGCCCCGGUGGAGCUCGCCCCAGAACAACAUCGAGCGGGAGGCCGCGUACGACGAAAUCUGCAAAGCCUGGAUCCUGGUGAUCCGGGAGGCGGCCAAGCGGGGCGGUGGCAUUCAGUUACAGUACGGCGGGUGGGAUCAGAAACUGGCGAAGCAUAACCAAAACUCCGGCGGGAAACUGCAGGCAGCCGUGAACGAGCUUGGUUCCAGCCUGGUGUGGAUGCAUGGGUCGGAGUCCCAGUCCUACGGCAGCCCCGGGAUGAACGACCUCAGUUCGAUCCGCGAGCAGUUGCUAUCGGGAACAUAUGGCUUGGGGACACCGGUCAAAGUCGGCCCCUGGUGA